AUGGCAAUCUAUCCACUCCUUGAUCAGACACGUUCCAUCAUCGCUAAUUGGAGCGUAGUGGUUCCCGUGACAAGCGUCGAUUGGGUAGAUCUCUCGGCCGGACGCGAAGAAUACGGCAAUGAUGACAAUCGCAACGAUUACAACAAUAACAAUGACCACCAAGGGGGCGGGUACGGUGGAAAUAACCACAAUAACCAGGGAGGAGGAGGACUCUUGGGCACCUUGAGCGGCGUUCUCGGCAACAAGAACGAUCAUCAGCAACAGGGGUACAAUCCACAAAACGAUAACCGCCACGGAGGCGGAUAUGAUAACAACAACAACCAAGGAGGAGGAUAUGGCGGCAAUAACAACCACGGGAACCCAAGUGGUGGUGGUGGUCUGUUGGGUACCUUGACCAGUGCUCUUGGCAAGAACGAUCAUCAGCAACAAGGUCAUAGCUCCCAAAACAACAACAAUCACUCCGGUGGCUCCGGUGGUUUAAUGGGUAUGGUCAAUAAUGCGCUUGGUGGAGGUCAACGUGCCGAAGAAAAAGAAGCCAUCGAUAUGUUCCAAGAACAUGUCAUGAAAUCUGGUCCUCAAAAUAACGAGUCUGCCAUCGAGCAAGCCAAGGAUAAGCAGAUUGCUGAUGCCAUCCGUGGUGGAUACAAGCAAUUCACUGGAAAAGAUACCUUUAGGCAUACAUGCUAUUUAAAUAAGCAUGGCUACAGAAGUCGAAUUGAACACGUGGGUACCAGAGAGUCUCCAAAUCCCGCCGCCACUUGGCAACAGUCCAAUCUGGAAGCUGUCCUCAGAGAUAUUUCUGAUGAUUGCAGAAUAUCUGGACACUGCUACAUGUCUUACCCUUUCACAG
Molecule: messenger RNA, 850 nt
Organism: Acaulospora colombiana
Lineage: Eukaryota; Fungi; Glomeromycota; Glomeromycetes; Diversisporales; Acaulosporaceae
Source: the annotation of a GenBank genome assembly